Molecule: messenger RNA, 960 nt
Organism: Polyodon spathula (Mississippi paddlefish)
Lineage: Eukaryota; Metazoa; Chordata; Actinopteri; Acipenseriformes; Polyodontidae
Product: G-protein coupled receptor 15-like
Exons: 2
Coding region: 1-747 (248 amino acids)
Biological process (GO): immune response; G protein-coupled receptor signaling pathway
Cellular component (GO): membrane
Molecular function (GO): G protein-coupled receptor activity
Source: RefSeq, a predicted model, not a curated record
AUGGGAAACGACAAUCUGAUCACCAGCCCUGCAAUGUACCUGGCAGUGGUGCGCUCAGACAUCUACCGGCGAAUCACGCACGUUUACAACAAAAACUUGAUAUCCGUGGCGUGCUGCGUCACCGUGUGGGCUGUCUCGGUGCUCCUGGCACUGCCCGUGCUGUUCCAGCGAGAGCACGUCAAGACGGACGAGGGGUCCUGGCGCUGCAGACAAGAGGACCGUUCCCAGCCCCGGCUCGCCGCCUCCCUCCUCGGCCCGGCGGCGUUCUUCUUGCCCUUGCUGAUCGUCCUCUUCUGCUACUGCUGCGUUAUCAGGAGGCUGUGCCACCACUUCCACCGCAUGCUCAGGCAAGACAAGAAGCUGCGGCGGUCUUUCCGCAUCGUUUUCCUGGUGGUCGCGGUGUUCGCUUUCUCCUGGGUGCCCUUCAAUGCUUUCAAGCUGCUGGCCAUGGUCGAGGAGCUAUCCUCCCGCCGUUCCUGUCUGGCAACAAAGGUCGCUGAAAUCGGCCUGGAGGUCACCGUGCCCCUCGCUUUCGCCAACAGCUGCGCUAACCCGAUCAUCUACGCUUGUACCGACGCCUCGCUGCGCCAGGCGGCGCUCAAGUGCUUUUGCCCCCGGCUGCUCGCCGGGUUUGAAAUGGGGAGCGCCUCGCGUACGUCGGAAACCAAUGUGCCCAACAGCCAGCUGUCCUGGAGAGACAGAGAGAGGCAGGGCAAUGGUAUCACCCUUGUGCAAUUGAGGGGUUAGGGAGAAUGGUGCAGCGAGAGGCCCAGCUCGGUCACGUGUCUCCCGCGCCGCUGCUGGUCGGUCCUCUUCAUGCAAUGGAAAGAGCGCGAGGAACUGUUUCUACUGCGAACUACUUUUAAGACGAAGGCGACAACAGAGACCGCAUCGACUUGACUGUGAAGCCAAACACAAGCCAAGCCACUGACGCACACACACACUGACACACACACACUG